Papaver somniferum (opium poppy) is the source of this 636-nucleotide messenger RNA. Its product is annotated as 40S ribosomal protein S25-2. NCBI's taxonomy places the organism in Eukaryota, Viridiplantae, Streptophyta, Magnoliopsida, Ranunculales, Papaveraceae. Gene Ontology annotation, cellular component: cytosolic small ribosomal subunit. The transcript is spliced from 3 exons. The record is from RefSeq and is a predicted model, not a curated record. The coding region runs from base 92 to 418 and encodes 108 amino acids. Gene Ontology annotation, molecular function: structural constituent of ribosome.
CUUGCCUCCUCUCCCUCUCCAAAUAAGAAGAAAACACUCUCUCCACAUCUCGUUGGAGGUCCGAAGCAAACCCUAGAGAAAUCAAUCGAAAAUGGCACCAAAGAAAGAGAAAGCUCCACCACCGUCUUCCAAACCAGCCAAAUCUGGCGGAGGCAAGCAGAAGAAGAAGAAAUGGAGCAAAGGAAAGCAAAAGGAGAAGGUGAACAACAUGGUUUUGUUUGAUCAAGCAAGUUAUGAUAAGCUUAUUUCAGAAGCACCCAAGUACAAGCUUAUUACUCCUUCAGUCUUGUCUGACAGACUUAGGAUUAAUGGAUCCCUAGCUCGUAGGGCAAUCAGGGAUUUGGUAGCGAAGGGUUUGAUCAGGAUGGUUUCAGCUCAUUCCAGCCAGCAGAUUUACACCAGAGCCACCAACACAUAGAAGAACACCACCAAGAGCUUGUUAGUUUUCUUUUGUUGUUCUUGGAAUGCAUCAGUAGGCUAUCGAGAGUUUUUACAUUUUAAACCACUGGAAAACAGAUGUUAAGCUCUACCAACAUAUUGGCCAAAAUCUAGUUGCUAUAUUUUGAGUCAUGUACUUUUAUUGGUACUCAAAAGUUUUGGUUGUCUGAGUUAUUUCAAUCUGCGUUUUGUUUCUCA